This is a messenger RNA of Pseudocercospora fijiensis CIRAD86, 2457 nucleotides long. RefSeq lists its product as uncharacterized. The coding region runs from base 1 to 2457 and encodes 818 amino acids. The transcript is spliced from 3 exons. Gene Ontology annotation, molecular function: oligopeptide transmembrane transporter activity. Gene Ontology annotation, biological process: transmembrane transport. The record is from RefSeq and is a predicted model, not a curated record. NCBI's taxonomy places the organism in Eukaryota, Fungi, Ascomycota, Dothideomycetes, Mycosphaerellales, Mycosphaerellaceae.
AUGGCCACCCAGGAGAAUCGUGGCCAAGAAGAGGCACCAGCCGGCGCGCAAUCGACAUCUGUCGACGUCGCAGAACGCCCGCAGACUACCGAGGUCGAGAGUGGCAGUGGCUACAAUGCGCGCGCAUCGACUUUCCACGACCCGAAGGCUGCUGAGGAGUCUUCAGGCCGCGCAAAAGCUCCCAUGGAGCCCAUAGGCAUCGAGGAGAAGGAGCACGACUCGGUGAAUGGCAAGGUCCACGCGCUCACGGCACCAGCGACCGCCGACGACGUGAUCACGAAUACGAUUCAUCUUCAUGAUGACCCAUCACUGCCGGCCAUCACCUUCCGCUCCAUGUUCAUAGGCGGCCUCAUAGGUGUUGGUCUGUCCAUCUUCGGCGGCGUGCUCUCCGGCAUCUACUACUUCAAGCCGCAGACCGUUGAGCUCCCAGCGGUGUUUUUAGCCGUCCUGGCAUUCAUGCUCGGAGAAAGCAUGUCACGCAUCAUCCCUCGAAAAGGACGAAUCGGCAGAUUCUUGAACCCGUGUCCAUUCAACAUCAAGGAGCAUCUUGCCAUCACCAUCAUGGCAAACUCCGCAAGCAUAUCUGCCCUUGGACUAGAGAUCAUUGCUGUCGAGAGGCUCUACUACGACAGGAAGCUGAAUGCGGCGAUUUCCGUGUUUCUGCUCCUCUCGUCUCAGUUCAUGGGCUAUGGAAUCGCCGGCUUGAUGCGUCGCACUAUGCUCUACCCCAAGGUCAUGCUGUGGCCGGCGAACAUUCCCAUCAAUUCCAUGCUGGAGAACCUUCACCUCCGUCUACCCGAAGGUCGGAAGCCGCUUCGAGUCUUUCUCCUGGUCUUUGCCGCAAUUUUCAUCUGGGAGCUGUUCCCACAAUGGAUCAUGCCAAUCCUUACGGGUAUCAGCGUCUUCUGUUUGGCGAAUCGCAGGAGUAAACUGUUUACCAACAUCUUUGGCGGUGCGCAGGGCAAUGAAGGCCUGGGCCUUUUCUCAAUCUGCCUUGAUUGGCAGUACAUCUCUGGAGGCUACUCACCCCUGUACUUCCCAAUCAGCAGUUUGAUCAGUCAGGGCAUCGGCGUUUGCGGUUGCAUCGUGCUAUUCGCUGGUGUCUACUAUGGCAACAUCUGGAACGCUACCAAAUACCCAUUCCUGACGCAACUCAUUUUCUCCGACACCUCGACCGUCGAAAAUGUUGUGCAGUACAAUCAAUCAUUCGUCAUAACACCAGACAACAGCAUUAACAUGACCGCUGUGGAAGAUCUCGGCCUGCCUGCUUUUUCUGCUUCCAACGUACUCAACUUGCUCCUCACCAACAUGUGCAUUGCCGCUGCGCUAGUCCACUUGUUCAUCUGGUAUCCGGACGAAGUCAAGGUGGCAUUCUCAUUCCUCGAUCCACGAACCCUCUACCGCUCCAUCCGCGACUUGCCGGUAACAGUACGCCGAGCAUUUACUCCGGGCGCUCGGGCUGACGAUGAGGAAUGGAAGGACCAUUAUGAUCCGCACUACGCUUUCAUGAAAUCGUACAAAGAGUGUCCAGACUGGUGGUUUGGUAUCGUCCUCAUCUUGUCGCUUGUCGUGGGGCUCAUCGUCAUCUAUCAAGCGAAUAGCACACUUCCGUGGUGGGGCUUCUUCAUUGCUUCUUUGGUCGGCUACGUUCUCAUCGUCCUUCUGGGCUCCAUGCAAGGCAUCACUGGAGUUCCUUUUAGCAUCCAGUCCAUCGUGCAGAUGAUCGGCGGCUACAUCCAGCCUGGCAAUCCUGUCGCGAACAUGUACUUCUCUCUCUACGGCUAUAAUGCUCUUUUGCAGGGCAAGUCACUCGCCCAGGAUCUCAAGCUUGCUCAGUAUGGCCAUCUCGCGCCAAGAGUCACAUUCUUCGUCCAGAUGCUCGGCACUCUGAUUGGAGUCGUCUUCAACUAUAUCAUGGCCAAUAGCAUCAUCACCAACCAAUUUGAAAUCCUACGCAGUGUUGAGGGCACCAAUAUUUGGUCGGGCAAUCAGGCGCAGCAGUUCAAUGCUCAAGCCGUGACAUUUGGUGGCUUACCACAUCAGCUCUUCAGCGUUGGUGGAAUAUAUGAGUGGGUCCCGCUCUCGAUGUUCUUCGGAUUUCUCGCGCCCGUCCCAUUCUGGCUUGCGCACCGCAAAUGGCCGAAGCUUGGGCUGAACCAUGUCAAUACUCCGGUCAUCCUGUUCUACCUGUGCUAUCUCAAUGUUGGCAUCAACUCGUCGCUGAUGAUGUUCUUCAUCAUCGGCUUCACCUCGCAGUGGUUCAUCAGAAAGCACUAUCCGAAUCUGUUCGUGAGAUACAACUACCUUGUAUCAGCAGCAUUGGACGGUGGGACAUCGGUCAUGGUCUUCAUCUUAUCGUUUGCUGUGCUUGGGGCUGCAGGAGCAGCGGUUGCAUUCCCUUCUUACUGGGGCAAUAAUUCCUCCGGCAAUAUUGACUACUGUUACAAGUCUUCAUAG